GUAAUAAUAAAACACUGCGUUUAAUUUUAUCGAAUCUAAAACUCUUUAUCCAAAGCAAUGGCAUCCAUGAUAAUCCAUUGCUCUUGCUUUCUUACUCCUCCAAGCUUAUUCACCAAGCCCCAAUUUCAUGGGAAGAAGCUGUCAUCUUUUAUAUGUAAAGUAGAAAAUUUUGGAUCAUCCUUCAAAGAUGUUAAUGAGCCGGUUGAGAUUCAUCGUCUAUUCCGAGAAACGGGUGAGCGGCAUUUACCCCAUCUCCAAGAGUCAGUCGGAGAUCGGGUCUCGGAUCGUAUUUCAUUGCAUUACAAUGAAUUUGCACAACAUUUAGCUGCUCUUGAGGGAGGUUUACAGUUAAGAGUUCCGAUGACGGCAUUUCUUGCAACUAACAUCUUUAUAUAUACGGCUCCUUUCAAAGCCGUGGCGGAAGCAUGUGAAGUGGAUAACUCGAUUUUCAACAUGCCUUUACUUCUAUUUGUAGCCCUUAUCGGUGCGACAGUGGGAGGAUUGCUUGCACGGCAAAGGAAAGGGGAACUACGGCGACUGAACGAGCAGCUGCGCCAAAUCAAUGCUGCUCUAAAGAGGCAGGCAAAGAUAGAGUCAUAUGCUCCCACACUGAGUUACGCACCUGUUGUCGGAAGAAUAUCGGAAGAGGACAUAAUCGUGGAUCCGAGAAAAGAAGAGUUGAUUUCUUGUUUGAAGAGUGGGAAGAACUUUUUAAGGAAUCAAGAACACGAGAAGGCUUUUCUCAAGUUUCAAACAGCCUGGGAGCUUGCUAAGAGUCUAAAAGAUCCUAUCGAGGAGAAAAAGGCUGCUCGGGGUUUAGGUGCUUCAUUGCAAAGGCAAGGCAAAUAUCGAGACGCCAUUAAAUACCAUUCGAUGGUUUUAGCAAUCUCCGAUCGAGAAAGAGAGGAAUCAGGAAACACGGAAGCUUACGGAGCGAUCGCCGAUUGUUACACCGAGCUCGGAGACCUCGAAAAAGCAGGUAAAUUCUAUGAUAAAUAUAUUGCUAGGUUAGAAAAAGACUGAUGAAGCAACUUAGAGAUUCCAAAUUUGCUGUACACAUUGCCUUUUAUUUAUCGGCUAUCUUAUUUCGACUCUUCAUUUUCUUUUCCCAAGUAUCCGUGUUCUAACAUUUAUCGAAUGAAGAUAUGAUCUAAUCCUUGUCGUA
Messenger RNA from Gossypium arboreum, 1165 nucleotides. RefSeq names its product protein FLUORESCENT IN BLUE LIGHT, chloroplastic-like. The transcript has 5 exons. NCBI's taxonomy places the organism in Eukaryota, Viridiplantae, Streptophyta, Magnoliopsida, Malvales, Malvaceae. The record is from RefSeq and is a predicted model, not a curated record. Gene Ontology annotation, biological process: chlorophyll biosynthetic process. Bases 58 to 1023 code for a protein of 321 amino acids. Gene Ontology annotation, molecular function: protein binding.